AUGUUAAACAUCAACACUUUAUUUCAGCGCUCCUCCAAAAAGCCUAUAGAUUUGAUAUGCACCCAUUUAACUUUAGCUAAUAUCAUGACAAUUCUUUCCAGUGUGAUUCCAGAAAUAAUAAAUGCUUUUGGGGUAAGAAAUUUUCUGGAUGACAUUGGUUGUAAGGCAGUGCUGUACAUCUACAGAGUCACACGGGGUGUCUCCCUCUGCACCACGUCUUUCCUGAGUAUUUUUCAGGCCAUAAUUAUCACUCCUAGCCACUCUAGGUGGGCAUGGCUCAAACCCAAAGUCUCCACGUACCUUUUUCCUGCCUUCUUUUCUUUCUGGAUCAUCAACAUGCUGAUCUACGUCCGUGUCAUCAUAACUGCUGUGGGCCCCUACAACAUCAGUGAAGUUGGACAAGUGUAUUCACUGACAUACUGUAGCGGGAGAGAACCUGAUAAACUUCAGGAGGCUGCUUUUCUAGGGGGUAUGGUCUUACGAGAUAUUCUGUGUAUUUGCCUCAUGAUCUGGACCAGUAUGUACAUGGUAAACUUUCUCCUCAUACAUCGCAAGACACUCCAGCAUGUCCAUAGGACCAGCCUCUGCCCAAGACCAUCUCCCGAAACCAGGGCCACCCACACAAUCCUGGCACUGGUGAGCUGCUUUGUUUUCUUUUACUGGACCAACACUUGCCUUACCAUUUACAUAAUUUACAGACAUAAUGUACAAAGUCUGGAGAACAUUACUAUUUUUCUCUCCUCUUGUUAUCCAGCAAUCUGCCCUUUUGUGCUGAUCAAAAAUAAUAAUAGACGAUCAUUUCUAAACUGUAACUUUGCAAAAAUGAGAAAGUCCUCACCACAGUCUAUGUCCCUUAGAGGUUUGAACGCCCUCACAAACUUCUUUGACACAGAGCCAUGUGAUUACAUUUUCCCACAUUAA
This is a messenger RNA of Lynx canadensis (Canada lynx), 921 nucleotides long. Its product is annotated as vomeronasal type-1 receptor 4-like. The transcript has a single exon. Gene Ontology annotation, molecular function: pheromone receptor activity. NCBI's taxonomy places the organism in Eukaryota, Metazoa, Chordata, Mammalia, Carnivora, Felidae. The record is from RefSeq and is a predicted model, not a curated record. Gene Ontology annotation, cellular component: membrane. Gene Ontology annotation, biological process: G protein-coupled receptor signaling pathway. Bases 1 to 921 code for a protein of 306 amino acids.